AGAAGAUUAAAUCAUAAACGAAUUCAAAAAAAUGUAUUUCUUCUAUUUCGCAAAACUCUACAGUCAGACUCUCGAUUAUGUUGGAGUAUUUCGUAACAAAUCUGAUUGUUUACCAUCUCUUCUUCACUGCUCCAUUGUUUGUGCUACUUUAUGUUCCAACAACAUGUUGCAAAAGAAAACAGACGAAAAAACAUAAAUCGAGACAUCACAAGGGAAAAGGACAUGGAAAGAAGAAACAUUCAAAGACUCUCACUCCAACAACCCCAACCCCAGUCACUCCAAUGACCAUGACACCGGCUCCCAUCAUGUUUCCUACAGCUGCAAAAGUUCCUCAAACUCCUCAAUCGACGGAUUUAGCCGAGACAGGGGAUACCAAGCUGCCAAUACCUAUUGCUUCGACAAAAUCAAAAGAAAAUGUCACAGAUAAGAACAAGACAAGUGAGAAGGAACAGGAAAUUGGAGAGCUUUUGCGUUGCCGUGACUAUACCCCUGAUAACUUCGUCGAUCUGAAAUGGCUAUUCGAUUUGUUGGAUUAAAGAUCCUAUCCAUGUUUUUUGUAAUUAUUUAUUGUAUGUAGAAUACAUUUUUUGUAGUUUU
Messenger RNA from Caenorhabditis elegans, 597 nucleotides. RefSeq lists its product as uncharacterized. Bases 78 to 536 code for a protein of 152 amino acids. NCBI's taxonomy places the organism in Eukaryota, Metazoa, Nematoda, Chromadorea, Rhabditida, Rhabditidae. The record is from RefSeq and is marked reviewed. The transcript is spliced from 4 exons.